UCCUGGAUUGGUUAAGAUCCCUUUUAAGUGUGUGCUUUGUUCUCUGAAAAGCUGAGGUCAGUUGAGCAACAUGCUGCUAAUGUUUGGGGGAAAAAAAAAGAGCUGAGUAAUGCUAGAGCCUUCUCAUGUGGCUGAUGCAAACCUGGAGAAUUUGCAUCAUCAUUAAGCUGGAAUAAGUUGGUGUGACAGGCAGGAGCUUAAAUACCAGCCCAUGAGGAAGCUGAGCUGGUCUGUAAUGAUAGGGCGGCAGCAGCAGCCGCAGCCUCAGAGGUAGAGUCGGAGGUGGUGGAGGAGCGAGAGCACCAUGAACACACAGGUGUUUCUGAGGAGUAAUCAGAGAGCUGGGAAGGAGAAAAAGGCACCUUUGAGUUUUUACCUGUGAACACAAUAGCCCUGAGAGAGACAGUCUGAAAGCAAAGAGGAAGAGAUUUGGUCAGUCACACCAAGAGAGACCAAAGUGGAAAGUUUUGGGUUUUGUUCUUGUUUUUGUUUGGUUUUGUUUGGUUUUGUUGUUGCUUUUUUUUUUUUUUUUUCCUGUGUUUCCUUUUUCCCCGCGUGUCACUACAAUGGUCAGAAAGCCUGUUGUGUCCACCAUCUCCAGUGGAGGUUACCUGCAGGGGAAUGUUAAUGGGAAGCUGCCUUCUUUGGGUGGCAAGGAGCCACCUGGGCAGGAGAAAGUGGUGCUGAAGAAGAAAAUCACUUUGCUGAGGGGCAUCUCCAUCAUCAUUGGCACGAUCAUUGGAGCAGGAAUCUUCAUCUCUCCUAAGGGCGUGCUCCAGAACACGGGCAGCGUGGGCAUGUCUCUGAUUAUCUGGACAGUCUGUGGGGUCCUGUCUCUGUUUGGAGCCUUGUCCUAUGCUGAAUUGGGAACAAGUAUAAAGAAAUCUGGUGGUCAUUAUACAUACAUUCUGGAAGUCUUUGGCCCAUUACCAGCUUUCGUACGAGUCUGGGUGGAACUGCUCAUAAUACGCCCUGCAGCCACUGCUGUGAUUUCUCUGGCAUUUGGACGCUACAUUCUGGAACCAUUUUUUAUUCAGUGUGAAAUUCCUGAACUUGCAAUCAAGCUCAUUACAGCCGUGGGCAUAACUGUAGUGAUGGUCCUAAACAGCAUGAGUGUCAGCUGGAGUGCCCGGAUCCAGAUUUUCCUAACCUUUUGCAAGCUCACAGCAAUUCUGAUAAUUAUAGUCCCUGGAGUUAUGCAGCUAAUUAAAGGGCAAACACAACACUUUCAAGAUGCCUUUUCAGGAAGAGAUGCAAGUAUCAUGGGGUUGCCACUGGCUUUUUACUAUGGGAUGUAUGCAUACGCUGGCUGGUUUUAUCUCAACUUUGUUACGGAAGAAGUAGAAAAUCCUGAGAAAACCAUCCCCCUUGCAAUCUGUAUAUCCAUGGCCAUCGUCACCACCGGCUACGUGCUAACAAAUGUGGCCUACUUUACGACCAUUAGUGCCGAGGAGCUGUUGCUUUCAAAUGCAGUGGCAGUGACCUUUUCUGAGCGGCUACUGGGAAAUUUCUCAUUAGCAGUUCCGAUCUUUGUUGCCCUCUCCUGCUUUGGCUCCAUGAAUGGUGGUGUGUUUGCUGUCUCCAGGUUAUUCUAUGUUGCGUCUCGAGAGGGUCACCUUCCAGAAAUCCUCUCCAUGAUUCAUGUCCGCAAGCACACUCCUCUGCCAGCUGUUAUUGUUUUGCACCCCUUGACGAUGAUAAUGCUCUUCUCGGGGGACCUCUACAGUCUGCUGAAUUUCCUCAGUUUUGCCAGGUGGCUUUUUAUUGGGCUGGCGGUUGCUGGGCUGAUUUAUCUUCGAUACAAACGCCCAGAGAUGCAUCGUCCUUUCAAGGUGCCACUGUUCAUCCCGGCUUUGUUCUCCUUCACGUGUCUCUUCAUGGUGGCCCUUUCCCUGUAUUCGGAUCCAUUUAGUACAGGGAUCGGUUUCAUCAUUACUCUGACUGGGGUCCCUGCAUACUAUCUCUUUAUCAUAUGGGACAAGAAGCCCAAGUGGUUUAGAAGAAUGUCAGACAGAAUAACCAGAACAUUACAAAUAAUACUGGAAGUUGUACCAGAAGAAGAUUGUCAUAAAUUAUGAAUUAAUGCAUUUGAAAUCUUGGCAAUCUGCGCUUGGCCUUGUUUCUGCCCAAAGGGCUGAAACAAAAUGUGGAUCUUCACUUCAUUUUAUGAAAAUCCAGAAGAUUUCAACUUUGGUGAUGGACUAAAGGAAUCAGUUAUUUCUAUUCGUAUCUUUUAGUGUAUUCAAACUGGUUUCUAAGAAAUUUAGUUAUAACUCCAUGUAGUUAUAGAAAGUGGAUAUGCAAGCCUUCCAUGAGCUCACAUGAUCUUUGAAUCCCUGAUACCUAUAUGAAGUUAGAGGAAAAAGACUACUGCAUGAAACAUUACUUCAGUGGUCUUUAUAACAUAUGGCUAAGAACCUUCAAACUGAACACCAAGAUGUUUUCUGUAUAUAUGGGAUCUAUAACAGACAGUUUUUGCAUACUGUAGUUGACUAUACUGUGAAAAGUGUUUUCUAUUCUUCUGGGGGAUAAAAGGCAUGCAUCAUCAUUAUGGACCAAGCAAAGGAAGAAAUUUAUUUCACAUCAGCAUUGUAUUGCUUCCCCAUAGAUACUAACUUAGAUACCAUCUUGUAAUGAAUUAUACCCAGAGCAUUUUGAACAAAGGGCAGGGGCGAUAUGCCCAAUUUUAAUGAAUACAUUAAAGAGCUUCUAGGGACUAUUGUUCAUGAGAAAAAUCCAGGAAUUAUGUCUAAAAAUUAUUGAUAAUUGAUGAUGUUAGGGUGUUUUCACUCAUUAUCAGGAAGCUCCAUGGUUAUGGGCCACUUUAUUUUCAUGGCAGCCCAUUUGAUCAGGAAAGGAUGUAGCAUCUUUCUUAGCAAUACUCAGUUUGGUAUUAAAUACCAGUUUGGUAUUAAUACUAAGCAAUACUCAGUUUGGUAUUAAAUCAUCUUAAGCACAGUCACUUGUUUUGCUAAUAAUUUGCCCCUUGAUAACAUAUCUAAACAUGUGCAUUUUUGAAUCUUCAAAUUGCCAUGUCCAUGAAAGACAGAAAUCACCAAGAAAGAAAAUACCCAAAAUAUUAUGUCCAACACUAUAAUCCCAUCUAUAUGCAGUGUUAGUAAUUAUGAACAUUUUUUUUAAAAUUUCAUAGUUAUUUUUACAUGGUGAUAAAUUUUGACAGUUUAUACAUUUCCUUUAUAUAUUUUAUAUUCUGUUAAGAUAUCUCUUCAGAUAUAACUGUCCAGAUUAAUUAGGAAAAGGCAUAUAUUUACAUAAAAAUUGAGGAAGAAAAUGUCACAGUUAAAUAAGUUUUACAACUGAUGUUUCUAAAAAUUUCCCAUUCUUUAUCUCAACUUUGUCAGUAAUUUCCUCACCUUAAUUAUCAUUCAACUUGCAAAAGAGAUAACUGAUAACAAAUUCACUGAAAGGUGAAAGUGUGUGUGUGUGUGUGUGUGUGUGUGUGUGUGUAUUCAGACAGGUGUUUUAAUGCUAAGUUUGGAAAAUAUUGUGGAAUUUUCAAAUAAGUGUCAAAUAAUGGUAGAAAGCAUAAAUUAUUAUUUACAUACAACCAAGAUCAAGUAGUCCAUCAUACCUGAGUAUGUUUAUCCUUUAAUUUUAAAAGUGACAAUUUUGGAAAGAAUUACACUGAUUAAGAUAAUCAAGAGCUGAUAGUUCAUAAACAAUUGACCAAAGUAGAAAUUAUGAUUUAUAAUACGAGGCAGUUCCAAUUCACUAAUUUCAAUUUUUGCUCUUGAUAACAUUUAAUACACAUCCAAGAUGGACAUUUUUUUUUUUUCAGCCAAACCUGUGUUUGGGUCUCUAAGUGAAUUCAUAAAAAUUCCUUCCUUCUUCUCUUACCAUAUGGUUUUCAAAUUUUGAUCUGUAGUCUCUGCUUCCUGUAUCUAUUUGUCUGUAUCUCUCCCCACUAUAUUGUUACUGAGGUAAAAACACAUUUUCUUUAUUUUCCUUUAUUAUUAUUAUUAUUAUUUUUUUUUUUUUUUACAGUUUAGGCCCAUAUAUAUAAACUAAACUCUUCUUGAGAUUUUUUUUUCCCUAAUGAAAAGAAAACUGAUAAAAUCUCAUGGAGAGGUUUGUGUAGUUCUUGAUUAUUCUUGAGAAUAAUGUGCCUAUAUCUUACCGUGGCAUAUAGGUCUCAUUUUGUGUAUCUUUUUAAAAAAUUUUUUUUAGUAUAACAUUAUACAAACUGACUAGGAUACAUAUUCAUUAUUUUUUCCAUCAUUUUCAAAACUGAUUUUUGCAUUGUUAAAUUUCUAAUGCUACCGUCAUAACAUUUUAACCACAGAGAAAGUCAGCCAGUAGUUUUUUUAAAAGUGAUGAAGAUUAAGUUGUUCUUCAGCUUACUGUUAGGAUACAUCACAGCAAGAUGCAAGGUUUCCGAAAUCAGCAAAUUGAUAUUCAUUAAUUAUUAUUCAGAUGGUAUCACAUCAAGCCAAUUCUAGUUGAAAACUCACCUGCACACUAAAAUGUAUAUUUUUAUUUGUGGUAAAUAAAAUUUUCUUUCUCAUAUAUUUAAAAUUAUAUAUAGAGAGAAUUAUAUAUAAACCAUUAUAUGCAACAUACUCAUACCAGUGUGGAUAUUCAAAUGUUUAUAUACAUAUUAUGAAUUUAUUAUAACGCAAAAAGUCAAAGUGGCCCAUACAGUUUGACAACUAAUAUACUCUCUUUCAAAUGUAUACUCUUUAGAGAACAUAGUCUCAAGUAUUUCAUUAUGAAUUAAACAGAUCUAGUAAAGACUUCUAAAACUAAAACAGUUUGAUUAAAAAAUGGACUGAUUCUCCUUACAUAUAUUGAAUAUUUCAGUAAAUGUUUUUGACUCAUUUUUAAAAAUGUUGGAUUAUUUUCCCGAGAUUUUUCUUUGAUCAAAUGAAGAAAACUGUACUAUUGUAAAUGAUUAGGUUACCUAGAAGUAGACCUUGUUCUUGUCUCUAGGAGAUUAAAGACUUGGAAUAGAAAAGAUGGCAGACUCCAUACCGAACAUAAAUGUUAAGUGUGCACAUGCACAAAUACACACAUGUGUUUAUACUGUAUCUGCCCCAUCCCUGCUGGCACAAAAGUAGGACAGGUUCUUAGGUUACAUUAGCAAUGCAUAGCGGUUUCUUGAACACUAAAAUAUGUACCUUGAAACAAAUUUCGGGAUUAUUUUAUGUGUCUAGUAGAAUUGUUUCCUCAGUUGCUAUUUGAUAGAUUAACAGAUGGUUAACACGAGUAUAAUUACUUAACAUAAUUUUUUAUGAACUGUAAUCAGUCAUCAGGAAACUCAUUAUUUUCUCUCUAUUUAUAGAUGAAUGUAGUGCUAACCAAGAAAGGGGGCAUCUUUGAUCGAUAGUGGAUUUCUUACAAUUGAGGUAUAGGUUAUGAAAAGAUAGAAUACUGAACGUCAGAGUAGCAGGAAAUGACAGCACGUGACUGGAAGUGAUGAUAUUUUGGUGUAAUUUAUUGUGCAGCAGAGUCAGAGAACUGUUGGAUGUUAAUUGUUGUGGAAAGGUGGAUAUCCCGAGUAGCUAAUGGGAUGUAGCUUCAGUGCCCUCACUUAGACAUGCCCCUUUCAAGUCUGUACCUAAUUUUGCAUUAAGAAUUUCUCAUUAAUUUUCUUGACGGAGAUCAGAAAUAGUAUAUACAUUUCUGGCCCUACAAUAUCUGCCCUGUGAGUAAGGUAAAAUAACUUCCAUUAUUUUUUCUGUUAGAAAUAAACAUGGGCCGUUUAUAGAAUGUUUUUAAAUAAAGUUUUGAGUUAAUUUAAGUAUCUAUAUAUAAAACUACAAAUGAGUUUCUCAUAAUAUAUAUUACUUGAUAUAAAUGGAGGGAGUUCAUUUUUGACAUUUUUUUUACGUUUCAGUUCUGAGUGGUAGAAAAACAAUGAGUGGGGUUUUCAUUGUAACUCUCUUUCUUAGGAAAGAACUCUCGAGAGAUUUGGGAUUUGAGUGCAGAUGAGUAAAAGACUGAUUUUACUUAAAUGUAAUCUUGCUUCAUUUUACCCUACAUGAUAUGCUGUAUGUUGGUGCUGAUGAUGUUUACAGAGUCGCAUUUUACUUGCUAACAAUUCAAAGUCAGGAAUUAAAGUAUGACAUUGUGUAACUGGCAAGAAGCUUGUGGUGGAUAUAGAGUAGAUAACGAGUCAUCUUGACAGCUUCUGUUUACAUACUUUACAUAUAAGGUAAAAGAAUUGAUUACCUAUAAGUGUAUUUUAGGUUUGUUUUCUCAUAAACAGUAUUUUACAUGUAUCAAUAUAUAUAAUACCUAAAAGUGUAACCUCUAGGUAGUAUUAUUAAUGCACUUAAAAAGGUAUUUUAAGAGCCAAUUUUUGAAGAUAAUCCUUGCUUCUUUUUGUUGCAUUUUCAAAUUAUUUGGUUUCUAAAAAAUGUUUGGCCUAUAUUUAGAUCCUAUACAAAGUCACAAACGCAUAAAUCAUGGUCUCACAGAAAGUUCUCCAGGUUUCCAUGUUGUGAGAUAUUGUCCUUCUUUAGAACUUCCUAAGGAUAUUAGCUUGAUAUUUUUGAAUCAUUCUGGGUUUUUUUUAAUGGAUCAAUGAUUCCCUUUAUUUUGUCACAUUUUGGCAUGAUAUCCUUUUGAUGGGAGUGAGUCUUAAUUUGAAUUUAUACAAUUACCUAGAUAUCCUUAGUGUGAAACUACCACGUGGCUUACAUUCCGGAAGUCCUCAUUUCUCAUCUCUUUGUUACCAUUGGCUUUAAAAUAUCACUGGGAGGUAGUUAUAUGAAAUAGUUAUCUGUUACAUGUGUGUAUUUCAACUACUUGGAUCAAGGGUACAUUUAUGGUAUAAAUCUCUCAAGAAAACUGUGGAGCAGUAGGCAUCUGAGAGCCAUGCAGAUGGGUGCACUGGUUUGAAAGUGAACAUACUUGUUUUUCCCUCAACAUACACACUACUGACUUUUUUCAAAGCAUGACUUUCAAGUGAACUAAUUUAUUGGUUAGCAGACUUGCUUGCCGAGUCCUUAUUACCUCUUGAAGCCUCUAAAGGUCAUGCCAAACGCUAGAGAAACAAAAAAGACUAAUGCACAGUUACGUCUUUUGCAGAAGUGACUGUAUUUUGAGCACCUUGGGCGACAGUGUAUUUUGCACAGAGUCUUGUGGGAAAACAUUAGGCUUUUGGGUGUUGCAUCUGUAUAAUUGGUUGGGUUGUGAGGGAUCUGACUUGCAUGAGGAUUGUGAAGAUAGACCUCACUUAUCCUACUAAUUAACCGUCUUCAGCACUUGCUCAGAAGCUCAUUUGUAAUCACACCUGGAGGCAAUGCAAUGUGGUUCCCUGGUUCUAGGUUUGAACUGUCUUAUUUCAAAGGAUUUCUGAUUUAUUUUUUCCAUAGAAUUUCUCCUUCAUUCCAAAUUUCCAUAUACUGACUAAUGCAAUAUAAAGAAAUAUUAUAUUCAAGUAAAAUAAUGCUUUGGGGAAAUAAAACAUUGUUUCAAAUGAAUGUAUGCUUUUCACAGAAUAGAGGUGAUCUACAUGAAACUGCGUGUUUUAAUGAUUUCAAACACUACCAUAUAGCACUUUUGAAUUGCUUUGGAAGCAAAAGAACAAUAUAUAUCUAGGAUUAUUACACAAACCACAAGAAUCCUCCAAAAAAUUUAAGUAGUCUUGUAUUUUUUUUUUAUCCUCUCCCUGGAGAAGUUUUUUACCUAAUAGUUUCCCUUUAGGAUUAUUACUAAUGCUGUAAAUCUGGAUCUAAACUUUUUGAUUCUUACAUCUUGAAAACCAGAUUCUUCUUUUGACACUAUCCAUGUACAGAGAGUGAGAUAUGGCUUUACUCUUUUAGGAUAUUUGGGGCCAAUGUUAUUUUGAACACAGGCAUGGGCCUCAAGUUUCUAUUUCUUUGUAGAUGGGUUGCAAUACAAUAGUAAUGAGUUUUCAGUGGUACCCUCAACAUUUUGAGAACUUUGCAAAUGUACGCAUCAGUUGUGUUAAAAGCGCAUUGCUUAGUAUCAUGAAAUAUAGUGUCUUCUCUCUGUGCCAAAUUGGUGAGCAGACAUGUAGUUGUGUUUUACUAAUGCUGUUGGCUACCUGUGGUUUUAUAAUAAGUACAAGUCAGAAAAAGGCAAGACAAAUGGCCUCUCGUACUGAAUGCUUGGCGAACUUAAUUUGUCCUACUUUUCUGACGAAGAUUUGACCCUAGAUUUCAUAGAACUUAUUUUUUUCUACUUAUCGUAGAAUGGAUUAGAUGGUAGUGAUGCACUGGUAGAGAUAGUGUUUAGUUAUUGACUCAGAAUUCAUUUCAUGAUGAAUUUUUUGCAUCUUCUUAUUGUAUGUGUAUCUGUAUUUACUUUAUAGGAAAUGGGUUUAGUGAGCUUCGUGUUAAAAUCUGACCUAGUAACGGUGACUUCUUCUUCAAUUAUCAAGGGGUAGAAAAUAUGUGUGUUGGUAUGUUUGUAUCAACACAUUAUUAGGUACUGGAUAUGAAUGUAUUUAAAUGCCUCUGACAUUCUAUGGCAAGCAUCAAUAAUUUGCACUCAUGGAAUCAAUUAGCCCAGUGAAAAAUGGUAGAGUACUCUGGAGGGUUGUGCUGGCAGCCAUCUCUUUGAUCUAUGCUUAAAUUGUAAUUUACAGACCAGCUCUAUCCCUUAACUUGAAUCUGGAAUUCAUCUGUCAUGACCUUGUACCAUUCCCUUAAGUAAGGGGCAGGGGGAACAGGGUUUGGUCUGGUGAUCUAAAGUACAAGAACAGAGAAAUCCAGCUGAGGAAGAAUGAGCCUCAGUAUCCUAAAUGGUCCUCCUCUGUGGUGGGGUUUCUUCACUCUGGCGUUAUGAUGAUAAAACUUGGUAGAGGGGUUUGUGCAUCUUUUAUACAAAUUUUAUACAACGUCUUAUAUUUAUAAAUUCUUAAAUAACAAAAUUCCUUUUCUGCAUCUGUAUUCCAGCCAUAUUAGGAGUACUGAUUUAUUUAGAUAUUUGAUAUAAAAAUAUAAAUGGUGUAAAGGGACUUUCAUGUGUGAAUUGUGUUGUGUUGCUUAAGGUUCUCUGGCACUGAUGCCUAUGCCAUCAUAUAAGCAUCAUAUGUGAAAUAAAAUGGAUUUUUCUAUAGUUUAAUGAUUUCCCUCUGGGGAGAGUUCUGCUGCAGCAAUCACACUGCCAGAUGAUGUUUAUGGGCUAUUUGUAUAAGUGGUAAGAUACUAUGAAAUAAGAGUGCUUUCAUCUGGUAGAAACAUGUCUUGACACAUGUGUUUUGGAUGGAAUAAAUUUUGGUGCAAUAUGAUGUCACUCAAUUUUGCAAUGAAUUUAAUUUCAAUUGUAUUUAUGUAUAUGCAUACCUGUCAUGCUUCUAGUUGCUUCAACCUUCAUAUAUGUAUUUUUGUCCAUAUUUUUACUUGAAAAUAUUUUAAAUGGAAAUGAAAUAAACAUUGUAUAGUUUGAAUAAUAAAA
This is a messenger RNA of Leopardus geoffroyi (Geoffroy's cat), 9390 nucleotides long. It is a transcript of the gene SLC7A11, whose product is annotated as solute carrier family 7 member 11. The record is from RefSeq and is a predicted model, not a curated record. Bases 567 to 2078 code for a protein of 503 amino acids. Gene Ontology annotation, biological process: amino acid transmembrane transport. NCBI's taxonomy places the organism in Eukaryota, Metazoa, Chordata, Mammalia, Carnivora, Felidae. The transcript has 12 exons. Gene Ontology annotation, molecular function: L-amino acid transmembrane transporter activity. Gene Ontology annotation, cellular component: membrane.